This is a messenger RNA of Fusarium mangiferae, 2490 nucleotides long. RefSeq lists its product as uncharacterized. The transcript is spliced from 3 exons. The record is from RefSeq and is a predicted model, not a curated record. NCBI's taxonomy places the organism in Eukaryota, Fungi, Ascomycota, Sordariomycetes, Hypocreales, Nectriaceae. The coding region runs from base 1 to 2490 and encodes 829 amino acids.
AUGGGUUCCACCAAGAAGAAGAAAUCUUCCCGCGAGGAUUCUGCGAGCUUUGUUACUCCAUUAUUCUCAGAUCUCAAUGCAUCUCAAGCUCAGAACUCCCAAAAGAAUAGUGACGUGUCACUUGCUGCACCUCAUCUUUCGUGGAUGAAAGGAAACGAAAAGCCAGACACUUCAACAUCAGGCCUCAAUACUCAAAACUCGAACGAUACACAUGCAGACCCAUCGAUGGAAACUCCUGGCAAUAUAAGAAGCAAUAUACGAGACGCAAGUUAUGACAUCAAAGACGCCGGAACCGGCCACCACGACAAUCGUAUGGCCAAGCUCCCCCCCGGCCAGUUUCGUGAGCCUUCUUUGAGACGCGGAUAUGGUAUGCCAUAUCAAGAACCCAAAGCUUUUGACAGUAUGCCAGCCAAGGGCACAAGUCAGGUUAGAAGUCAUCACCCUCAGGUUCUGGAUUCUCUUCCGGAAAUACAGACACAGUCUUCGAUCUCAGAUCUACAACAAUCCUUUGCUAUUAGCCAGCGUUCCGUGCCAACCUGGAACAAAGAUGGGAAGAACCUUUAUGAUCUAAACUGGCCUCAAGCUAGACGAGGAGAUCUGCAACCAGCUGGUUAUCGCCCUGUAGCUAUGCGCCCUCCCGGUACUUCUGGGCGAGUGGCCGCCGACGAAAAGCAAGGCCAGUCAUCUGAUGAGAAACAGACACCAAAGAUCGUGAUAGAUCUAGGUUCUUAUCAAACGGCCGAACAGAAGGCACUUCUGAAGGCUUGCUUGGAGAACAAAGACUUGUAUCUUCAUUCCGAUGGAAUGUGGAAAGUCGUGAAAGGGUGUGUGGAAAAGUGGUGCGAACCACGAAGAUUCCAACUUGCGCAGGAUGAGCACGCGUCGUCGGACUCUGAGCUUAAUACACUCCUAGACAAAUGGAACAGCUUAUACGCGAAAAAGUUUUGCUCUGCAAACCGAAGCCCCCUGGAGGCAGCAGGAUGGAGAAAGGCUGCUGAGCAAAGUCAAAACGGUUCCCCUUCAGAUGGCACUCACAACUCUCAGGCCAGCCAUGAGAGCAAUUCCCAUAAUGAGAAAGUAGCAGAAAAUGUCGAUGUUGAAGGUUCUAUUUGGCCCACUGUUAAAGAAGAGCUGAUGGAGUUCGCAGAGUCCAGGAUUCUCCGCUGGGCCGAAGACAAACUUCAAGAAAGGCUACAGGCCCUUGAGUCUCUCACCCGGCCGCCCCUUUUGAAGGCCAACAGCUCUCCAGAGUCAUACCGGGUGUAUCUGAGGUAUCUCAUGAAUCGUACAGAGGCUGCGGGAAAGAAUUCUAAGGCGAUACGAAAUACUGAGGCUGUCAUGUCUAUGGCACUGGACCUUCUACCAGGUCUAGAGGAGCGCUUGCGGGACCAGCUCGAGGGUGUGGUUGAUAAGCAAGAAGAUCGUCCUGGGGCUGGUGUUAAACAUGAUCAGACUAAUGACACCGAUCAUGACAAGGCAAACGAUGAGUCUAAGAGUGCUCAUGAGAAUUCUGAAGAUGCUGAUCAUGGCACUGAUCACAAAGUUCAAGAAGUCCAAGAGGAGAACGAUCAUGACGAUGGAGUCCAGGCGAGACUUGAGUGUGACUCCGAAGAUGAUGAAGAUGGAGACGCAGAUAUAGAUGACUUUGAGGACUUUGAGGAGUUCUAUGCCGACGAAAGCGACGACGACACCUAUGAGGAUCCUGAUGAACCUAAUCGCAAAUACAGAGGAUCCAUCAUAGAUACAAUCGAGCCUCGUACCCCGAUCGUUACUCCGCGGGUCAUGAGCCAGCUCCGCCGCUACGAGCAGAGAUAUCGGGACAAGAUCAUAACCGCCAAAGUCGAGACCGAGACAGCGGCCGCUGUCCUUCGUUCUGUGGACGAAGAAGACCGACAAGUGGCCCCCAGAAAACGAAAAGCAUCGGAUUCAGUGGAACCUGCUCUUGCUAUCAGAAGCAAGUCCAUGGACCAAAGGCUGGCUGUUGUAGGCACUCCGACGCCUGCGGGCAGAAAAAGACAAAAGCUCAGUGAAGUCAACUACAGUCCAGCAUCGACAGCUUGUUCAUCUGAGCUUCUCCCAUCUCUUGAGGACAUUUUUAGCUCGAGCAUUGGCCGUGCAUCUUCGGCAACGACGCAGCCUCUCCCUAACUCCUCAAGCCCCGCAGUUCGGGCGAACAAGAAGAAGAGUGCCCGAAAGGACAGAAGCAGAGCCCAGAGUAAGGUUUCCCCUGAACUCGGGGAGCCCGCUACCGAUGAUACUGCAGCUCCCAAACCUGAAGAGAUGACAGGAAUGUCCCCUGGCCUCUUUGUGACCCCUGAUGUGGCACGACAGGCCAAUACCCCAUUUCAUUUUAAGAAAAGUGUCUCUCGUCGUCCUUCCCCAGAGGAAAGGUUUAGGGAAGAGACCGCCGAGUUUCAGGCCAUGACGCCUAGUGCUCGGGAGUCAAUGCUGUACACAGCGCUUCGGGAGAUGCGCCGACGACAAGGAUAG